Penaeus monodon (black tiger shrimp) is the source of this 702-nucleotide messenger RNA. Its product is annotated as casein kinase 1-like protein 8. Bases 1 to 702 code for a protein of 233 amino acids. Gene Ontology annotation, biological process: signal transduction; protein phosphorylation. Gene Ontology annotation, molecular function: ATP binding; protein kinase activity. The record is from RefSeq and is a predicted model, not a curated record. Gene Ontology annotation, cellular component: cytoplasm. The transcript has a single exon. NCBI's taxonomy places the organism in Eukaryota, Metazoa, Arthropoda, Malacostraca, Decapoda, Penaeidae.
AUGGGCCUGGCGCCCAGGCAUCUGGGCAAGGGCGGCUACGGCACCACCUUCCACAACAUCCACAAGGACCUCGUGAUGAAGUACGCACACACUCUGGACACCUUCCGAUCCUUCAUUGUGGAGGCCAAGGCGAUGGUGCUGUUUUGCAAGUACCACGGCUUCCAGCGCCUCGUGGGCGUGUGUCCGGAGAAGAUGUGUCUCGUCACCAGGUACGCCGGCCACAGCCUCGACGCCCACGUGGUCGGCCGCCUGCACACGGAGCAAAGGAUGUCUUUUUGUGAGCAGGUGUGCAACAUCGUGCAAAGCAUGCACACGCAAGGCCUUGCUCACAACGACAUCAAGCCAGCCAACGUGUGCGUGCGGAUGGCCGCGGAGGGACCCCAGGUCACCGUGAUUGACUUCGGUCUGACCAUGGUGGCCGGGACGCUGCCGAGGCUGGGGAUCGAGUGGAAGGAGCGGCUGCCCUACGCCCCCGAGAUCUGCGGGAACGAGAGGAAGGGCCCGUGCGGCUGCCUUUCCGACGCAUAUGCCGUGGGCAAGCUGCUGCUGUUCCUGUUCGGCGGGAAGCAGCAGAUGCCGCAGCUGCUGAGGUGCUGGUUCGCCAAGAGCCAGGACAUGAGGCCGAGAGAGCGCCAGGGCUUUGGCUCGCUGCUGGAGGCCCUUGAGCAGGAGAGGAUCCGCCUGCUCCGCCGCUUCUGCUGA